Acanthosepion pharaonis is the source of this 1068-nucleotide messenger RNA. The record is from the annotation of a GenBank genome assembly. NCBI's taxonomy places the organism in Eukaryota, Metazoa, Mollusca, Cephalopoda, Sepiida, Sepiidae.
AUGUCGGAAUCACUAUUCCGCAAGCUUUGGCUGGAUAAGCUACCGCCAUACACAUCACAGAUUCUGGCUACCCUACCCGAUGACUUGGAUCUCUCGAGGACUGCUGAGAUCGCUGACAAAAUUAACGACGUAUCCACCAUUAGCAGCGUGGACUCCCCUGUACCCACUGACGCUGCUAUGAUGGAUGUAAUAAAACAGCUGAAACAGCAACUCGAGAGGCUUUCCACUCAAGUACAGCACCUUACCAGAGCAGAGGAUAAAAACUCAUACAAGGUACGGCGACGCUCUCAUUCUGCUACUCGCCGACCCAUGCUAUGCUGGUACCAUCUUAACUAUGGUGAUAGAGCCCACAGAUGCCAGCCUUCACCCAAGGCAUCACGGAAAGCGGGAAACGCCGAUCCCUUGAAGGCGGCAUCUACUGUUGGGACACAUACUACUAACCGUCUCUUCUAUAUAAAAGACAGGAAUUCUAACAUGUCAUUCCUGAUAGAUACGGGAGCACAGCUUAGUGUUGUUCCACCGUCACCCAACUUCACUAAGACUAACUCUUCAGUCACCUUACGCGCCGCUAAUGGCACGAACAUCAAGACUUUUGGCGAACAAUCGUUAACACUGGAUAUUGGACUUAGAAGGACAUACCAAUGGAUAUUCACCGUUGCAGACGUGAAAUUCCCCAUUUUAGGCGCCGACUUUUUGGCACAUUAUCAACUCAUCGUGGACCUCUCACAGCGUCAGUUAUCUGACUCCACCACGAAGCUAUCUAACCGCGGAAUUAUAUCACAGCUAACAUCUACGGAAUUACACAUCGCUGUGUUGCGUGAUAAUUCAAUUCAAGAUAUUCUGGAUAGAUUUCCCUCGUUGAUACAGCCUUUUACUUAUACAGAGCCUGUCAAGCACAGCACUGUAUACAGGAUUCGAACUACCGAACAGCCUGUCUAUUCUAAACCUCGCCGUCUUGCGCCAGACAAAUACAAGAUUGCCCGGGCCGAGUUCCAACACAUGCUCGACCUAGGGAUUAUUCGCCCCCUCCUCGAGUCCAUAUGCCUCACUGCUUCACAUGGUCACUAA